AUGUUGGACAUUAUUCCGGGUGAAGCUCACUGGAAGGUGGGCAUUUGUGAACAGGCUAUUCAGGGUACCAAGACUCUCAUGAACAAAAUAGCUGAAGAUGACCCAGAAGUCACCGCAGCAGAAGCUUUGGCUGAAGCCACUAGGACCUUUAAUAGCCGAGAACUGAUCCGAGGCUAUUCGCCCAUCCAACAUGCCCUUGGCCGUGCGCCUGAUGCUACCGGGCGACUUUUCCCUUGCGGCCCCAGUGAAUGUCCAGAGCUGCUGGUAGAGAAUGCCUCUGGCGAGAUGGAUCGCCAGCUCCAGCGAAUGCAAAGUGCGGAAAAGGCCUUCCUAGAAUGGACGGCAAGCCAGAGACUCCAAAAAGCCAAGAACUCAAAACCCAGAGAUGUCACCAACUAUGAGCCAGGAGACCUAGUGUAUGUGUGGAGAAAGCAAGUGAGCGGCCAAGCAGCCAUUAAAGGUGGCUCGUUUGUGGGGCCAGCCCGCAUCCUGGCGGUGGAGCAACAUCGCUCUCCCGACGGGACCCUCAAGCAGGGCAGCUCAAUUUGGUGCGUCAGAGGGAGAAGACUUCUCAAGUGCUCCCCAGAGCAACUACGUCGAGCCUCCGAGCGGGAGGUCCUCUUAGAAGAACUCCAUGCCAAGCAAUAUGAUGACUGGGACUUUGAUAGAGUAGCUCAACAACUAGGAGGGAACGAGUUUCUGGAUGUGUCCACCGAAGUACCUUCUUAUGCAGAAUGGCUACGAGCUCAAGAUCCAGUCCAAGAAUGGCAACCAAUGAGACGAUGUGCAAGAAAACGAGGCCCCAUGGUAGAUGAGAUGAGUGGCAUGGAACCGGCUCCUUCAACAUCCAGGCCAACAGGGCGAUCCAGGAGUCCAACUUCCAGGCCUACGCCUUCUACAUCUUCAGGGGCACCCGUGUCGCAGAGGCCUCGAAUGAGCGCCCAACAAGGCAUGGCUGCUGCCCCACCAUGGUGGAACCAGUCAGGUGUCCAGGAAGUGUUUGCAGCCACCGAGUGCACCUUCUGGAUGGAUGAGACCGCGGCCGUGGCCGUGGAGGUUCCCAUGCCAGACACACGUGCUGGAUCUGAACGAGCUCUCCGAGAUCUCCCUUCUUACUUUGCCAGUAGCUUGAAGAAACGGUCAGCAGUUGAAGUCUGUGAACGUCACCUAUCUGAGGAAGAGCGACAACAGUUCCGAUCUGCAAAGGCCGUGGAAGUAAGUAACUUCAUAGCUGCCAAGGCUUUUGAAGCCCUUCCAGAGAAACUUCGCCCAGCACGCGAACAAGCAGUGAAGAUGCGGUGGAUACUGACAUGGAAGCAGAAGGAGGAUGGCAGCCGAAAGGCGAAAGCCAGAGCCGUUCUCUUAGGGUACCAAGAUCCCUGCUAUGAACAGAGAGCAACGACUUCUCCAACCACGACUCGCCAGACCAGGCAACUGCAGAUGCAAUUAGCCGCUUCAUGUCGCCACAAGAUGCGAAAAGGUGAUGUGACAGGUGCUUUCCUGCAAAGCAGGCCAUACCCUGAUGACCUUUUUUGUAUACCAUGCCCAGAGAUCUGUGAAAAGAUGGGACUCCCAGCAGAGUCAAUCACCAAAGUGAAGAAAGCCUGCUAUGGCUUAGUUGAUGCGCCACUGGAAUGGUAUCGUUCCAUCUCAGAUUUCUUUGCAAAACUUGGAUUGCAAAAAUGCUGGAGUGACGCAUGCUGCUGGGUUUAUGUGGUUGAUGGGGAGUCUGAGAAAACACAGCUUCGGGCCUUGCUGGGAGGGGUCUCAUGGCACGCACAACAAGUAGCGCCACACUUCAGUGCUGAAGUCGGCUUGCUGUUGUCAGAGGUGAACAAGAGUACUAUCGAGACCAUUUACAAGGCUAACAGAAUCUGCCGCAGCCCCGGAGCAGCAGAAGCAGCAGCAGCAAACAACGGAGAAGAUCUCCUCUUUUUUGCGAGAUUCCAACUGGCAGAAAUGAUGGGAGCUCAAGUCAACGUGAGAGACAUCAACAGUGUCGUCAACCAGAUCAGUGGAUGCCUGGUUACUGACUCCAGGAAUGUGUACGACAAGUUAGAGACCGAGGUCUUGUCCGUAAAGGGCGCUGAGAAGAGAACAGACCUGGAGUUACUCUCCUUGAAAUCUGCCCAGAUUCGCAAUGCUGUGGAGAUUAGGUGGGUUCAUAGUGAAGCUCAGCUAUCAAACGGACUGACCAAGAGCAACGAGCACAAGCAACUGCACCUGUUCUACCGCAUGGGCCACAAGUGGCGCAUAGUCGAAGAUGAAGAAAGAGCGUCAGCUCGGAAAAGGAAACUGCUAGGCCUGGAGCCUCUUGAAAACAGAAAGAGUCAAGGGCCAGAAAUCAAGCCUGAGACACCAUGGAAACCCACGGAAUGA
This is a messenger RNA of Cladocopium goreaui, 2379 nucleotides long. NCBI's taxonomy places the organism in Eukaryota, Dinophyceae, Suessiales, Symbiodiniaceae. The record is from the annotation of a GenBank genome assembly.